CUCACCGUUACUUGGUUAGUGACACACAACACAACGAACCGCAGCCCUGAAAACAGGUCGAAGGUAUUUUUGCACAUUUUAGCAGAGCGAAACUACUGUACGUCCUCGUCCCAAAUGGCAAAAGUGUCAGCUCUUCUCUCCAUUUUCGGUGUCAUGCUGGUGUGGCCUUUUGUCCUGACAAAGAGCGUCUCAUCCAUACUUCAGACUACACAAACUGACUCCUCCAUGUCUGCAGGCCGUGGAGAAGAGCGCUCCCAUGUGGUGAAACGCACCACCCAGAACUGCGACGCCACUUUCGCCAACUACUGCAUGAACGGAGGUCAGUGCAUGCUGCUGGUGGACUUAAACGAGCACCACUGCAAGUGUCACGGUGGUUUCUACGGGCCCCGCUGUAGCAACCUGGAGCUGGUCUUCAAGCCAAUAGGAGAGGAGCAGGUCAUCUUCAUCAUCUUCUGCGUGACGCUGCUCGCCGUGGGCCUGGCUGGAGGGCUCUACUUCUGCUGCAAGUGGUAUAAGAAGAAUAAAUGCAAUCCCCAGCAGAAGCGGCAAGGCUACCAAGGAGUCCAGACAAUGUAAUGUCCAUGCUACAAAUGACUAAAGGAGCCCCCUUUUUUUUUUUUUUUUAACUUUUUUUAAUUUUAGUUUUUUAAGAUAAAUCUUGCACUUUAGCUUUUUGCAUGAUUUGGCUUGUAUUUAUUUAUACCUUUCUGCAUUUUCAAUGCCCAAAAAAUUGCAACGUGUUUAGUCAGAAAGGAUGAUGAUAAUUUAUUGCCAUGAAGAUUUUAUGUGUACAAUGGAAGUUCUGCCACAAACAAAUAAAAACAGUCAAUCUUG
This is a messenger RNA of Phycodurus eques (leafy seadragon), 834 nucleotides long. RefSeq names its product proepiregulin-like. The record is from RefSeq and is a predicted model, not a curated record. Lineage: Eukaryota; Metazoa; Chordata; Actinopteri; Syngnathiformes; Syngnathidae. The coding region runs from base 115 to 576 and encodes 153 amino acids. Gene Ontology annotation, biological process: positive regulation of mitotic nuclear division; epidermal growth factor receptor signaling pathway; positive regulation of cell population proliferation. The transcript has 5 exons.